AUGGAUGACAAGUUCGCUCCCCAGGGCUUGCUGACCCUCGAUCCUGAGGAGCUCGUGUUCCGCAACGUCCGCCCGCAGCAGGUGUACCGACAGAAAAUCAGGGUAACGAACAACCUGAAUGCUCCCGUCGAGGCGACCAUCCGACCCGGAAUUCCGGACCGCUACACUGUCAGCCACCCGGAGAUACGCCUCGGUCCCGGCGAGUGCACCGAAGUUGCGGUGUCCUUGCGCGUCACGCGCAUUGCUCAGAACAAGCGGUCCUCGACCCAGGGCAUUCGCGACAGCUUCCUGAUACGGAGCAAGUACUUCGACCAGAAGUUCCACGCGACGAUGUUCAUGGACGCCCCGGAUGGCGGGCAGACCAGCGAGCUGCCGCCGAAGGCGCCUCAGGGCACUGCCGUCGCGCGCCCUGGCGCCCGGCAGCAAUCGCAAGCGGCCCAAGACAGCUCGGCGAAACACCGUGUGGCGUGCGAGCCAGCGGAGGAUCUCGUCCAGGAGGUGGUGGACGCGGAUAGUGGGGGCCCUCGGGGCGCACCGGGGCCGCCGGCGCCCCCUGGGCGCGCGCACGUCCCUGCUGGAGAGGGCCUGCAGGACAAGGACGAGCUGAUUCGCAGCCUCAAGGCGCGCCUCGACAUCGCCCACAGGAGCGCACGGCCCGAGUCGUCGGAGACGCCGAGCGACGGGGCGCGCGCCGCGGCGAUGGAGCUGCGCGGCGCGAACAAGCAGCUGCGCGCGCGUGUCAAGGAGCUCGAGGGCGAGAACGACAACAUGAGGGGAGAGCUUGUGUGGCUGCGCCAGCUCCAGGACGAGCUGGAGAAGCAAGCGCCGGACGCGGAGAAGCUGGUCAGUGUGGCGGUGGGCCGCGAGAGGGCGGAGCAAGAGGCGCGGAGCCGGAAGGCGCUCGAGCUGCUGCAGGCGAAAGACGAAGCCGUGACGGCAUUCCAGAGGCGCAUGCAAGAGCUCCAGGCGUCGUACAACGAGUCGCAACGUAAUCUCCGCGACACGCUGCAAAAGCUUGAUGCCGCGGAGGCGAGAGUAGGGGACUUGCUGCAGGUGAAAGGGGACACGCAGCGGCAGCUCGAGAAGGUCACGGAAGCCGCGGCGCGGGAGACGGCCGCGCUGAAAUCAUGCAUUGCGGAGAUGAGUAGCAGCACGACGUCCUCCGCAGCAGAGUCGGCGUCGGUGCAGGAGACGGAGAGACUUCGCGAAAUCAUCGAGUCGCUGGAAGCCCGUCUUGAAGCCAAGGACGCAGCUUUGGACGCAGCACGCGGUGUGGAGCAAACGUUGAAGGAGCGACUGGACGCACAACAACGCGCGUCUCCCAAGCCGAUGCAGGAGCGCGCCGCGGCAGGCCAGCGAGACGCAGAGGUGAUUCAUCUUCGCAUGCAAGUUCGCGACCUUCAGGCUGCCCUCGAUGCGGCCCGCGCUGACGCACAACGCCCCAGGGCACCAGCAGCAAAUCCUGCAAGUGACAGCGUGGAGUCGCUCUCCGCCAAGGUGGACGCGCUGGAGAAGCGCAAUGCUGAACUGCUGGCCGUGAUUCGGAGGCGGCCGAGCACGGGCAGCUCGGAGGCGCCGCCUGGCACGGCAGAGGCGGAGGCGCAGGGUGCUGGGAGCCCGCACCCCUUCACCGAAGUUCGACAGCGCGCCCAGCUGCAAGAGCUCGCGCGCGAGAAUGAGGUGCUGCGGGACUUGAUCGCGAAGCAUCACCAGUCGGCGGAGCACGCGGCGUCUGCGGCGACGAAGAAGGCCAUCGAGGACGCCUACGACCAGUCCCGCGAGAUCACCUCGCUGCUCUCGCGUGUGGCGGACGCGGAGCGGCACGCCUCGUCCUGCGAGAGCGCCAAGAUCGACGCCGAGAGCGUUGUGCGGCAGCUGAGGUCGGAACUGAGCCAAGCAAGGGCGGAGAUCGAGAGCUGGUCCACGCGCUUCGAGCGCGAGCAGCAGCGGGCGCGGCGACAGGAAGAAGCUUCAAGUUCAGCAGCCUGCCGCUUGCGCACCGAGUGCGAGAGUGCACUGGGGCGCCUGGAGGAGCGCAACGUGCAGAUCGGCAUCCUCACGGAGACAAUUGAGGCCCUACAGGCCGGGACCGCGAGCGAAAGAGACCAGCGCAUCAUCUCCCUCACGGCUCAACUGGCGGCUUCCAGGGCCGCGGAGGCUGCGUUGGAGUGUCGCGCCGCGGAGCUGGUCGCCGAGCUGCAGUGCCGCGAGGCCCACAUCGCCGACCUGAAGCGGUCCGAGAGCGAGCUCGUGGCCGGCGCCGCACGGGCCUCCGCCGACCUCGCGGUGGCCCGUGAGGAGCGGGAUCGUGCGGACGGCGAGCUGCAAGCAGCGCGGCGGGACCUGCAGCGGGCCGCGGACAAGGAGCGCCAUUUGAGCAUGGAAGUGGACAAGUGCCAGCUCUCCCUGAAGCGCGCGCAAGCCGACUUCGAGGGCGUCAAGGCAGCCCUCGAACAAGCUCGGCUGCGGCAUGCCGCGCAGCUCGCGGCGGAGCGCGCCGAUGCGGCGGCUGCGGUGCAGGCGGCACGUGAGGAGUCUUUCAAGCUUGCGUCGUCGGGGGACGCGAGCAGCGUCUGGGACGGACUCGACCACCCGCAGCUGCUGACGGCGAUCAGGGAUCUGACUCACGCGAUCCGGCAGCGCUCGCAAGGCGAGGACGUGAGCCACCUCGACGAGAGUGCGCAGCAGAUGGCUAACAUCGUGCUCGAAGCCGAGCGCGCUCGAUUCAAGGCCGAGUCGGAGUCGCGGAUGUGCCGCGCGCGAGUGACCAUGUCAAGCGCUCGCCUCGCGGAAGCCGAACGCACCCUGGAAGAACGGCUGUCCGACUGGCAGGCCUCGGAAAGUGCACGUGCUCACGAGAGGGGGCAACUGGAGCGGCUCCUGGAGUUGACGAGGGCCCAUGCGAACGAGACUGUCGGCUUCCACGUCGACCGCGUCAAGCGUGUCGAGGAGCUGCUGGACAGGGCGAGCAAGGCUCUGAUCGAGGCGGAAACGUCCUCCGCGACAGACCGUGUGCGGGCUGAGGCGCAAACAGGCCUGCGCGAGGCAGCCGAACGCCGGGCCGCUGCCGCUGAGGCCGCGAGGAACGAGGCGAAUGCACGUGUGCGUGCAAUCAUCAUGGAGGCGGCAGGUACACCGAACGUCUUUGCCGAGGACGGCAUCGCGGAGGGCGUGGACAGGCGCGACCGGGAGUUGAAGGAGUACUUCGAGCGCGAGGUGACGAAGAUGUUGUGUGCCGCUGACCCUCAGGAGAAGAUCCUCUACCUCACCAGACAGAUCUGCUCCUUGAAGCUUGUCGAGUCCCAACUCCUCGCUUCUGCGCAAGCAGCGCGCAAGCGCGCGGACGCGGCGUGCGUGGAAGCGGGGGCGGUCCGCGCACUUCUCGAGAGGCACCCGGCGCACGACACGAGCUGUCAACAGGUGCCCGCGCGGCAGGCUGGUCACGCCGACCUGGUUGCACAGCUCGCAACACAUUCUCAAGAGCUUGCGCGGGCACAGGAGCUCGUCGCCUCCCAGCGCCAGCGAGCCGAGCGCGCGGAGGCGAAGGUACAAGAGGCCGAGAGGGCGCUUGCUGCGGAGGAGACGAAGUAUCGGAAGGCCGUCUCAGACGCACAGACUGUCGAAGCACGCGUGCGCGAAGACGCGAACCGGGCGAGCGCUGCGAGGGUCGAAGAGCUUGACGCGGAGCUCAAGCGCCUGCAUAGCACGCACAUCGACACCGUCGCGGCACUGAGGGCGGAGCUGCAAGCGGUGCAGAAGCGCGAGGACGACGUCCGCCGCAAGGCCGUUCACGACGCACGUGCAGCUGUGCCGGCGCCCGAGGUGGUCGAGGCGAUGAGGCUCGACCUCGGCCGAGCCGAGCAGAAGAUCGCGGAGCUCCACUGCACGAUCGCGGGCGUCGACGCGGAGAACGCGGCGCUGGUGAAGGACAUCAAGGACCUCGAGCAGGAGGUCCUGUCCCUGCGCGACCUGCGCGACACCCAGGGCCCGGCGAUCCAGGCGCUGCAAAGCACCCUCGGCAAGAUCGAAAGCGCGGCAGCGGCUGCCUCGGACCGCCCAGGCGGGAAGGCGCUGCAGUUUGGCAAAGGCAAAGCUGGCGUUCCGAUGGAGGAACUGAGCCGGGAGUUGGUGAAAGUCAGACUUGCGGAGGCUGAUGCACAACGCAAGCUCCGUGUCUCGGCGCGUGCUGAGAUGGAGGCACUGCAGCAACUGCAUGAGCGCGAACAGCGCAUUCAAGAGCUCAAGGAGAACCUCGAAGUCGCGAAUGCUCGCCUUCGCGGCGCAGAUCGUGACUCUGCCGCGCAGCAAUCUGCUAGUGCGCCCUCUAGCCCUCGUCGCCUGGCGCAACGCAUCAAACUCGCUGGCAGCGACGUCCUGGCAGGCGGCGAGCAAGGACAGAAAUGCCAGGCUUCGGCGACGGAAGUAGCGGCGCUGAAAUCGGAGCUGGCGCGCCGUGAUGCCCGGAUCGAGCACCUCAAAGUGCAAGCUGCCAGGGCCAUGGCCUCGCAGCAGGAUCGCGAGGCGGAGAUGGAACGGUUGGCGUCGGCCGAGACCAACUUGUCAGAGAGGCGCGCUGCUGUCGAACGGACGCGCAAGCGGCUGCUGCAACUGCACUCGGCAGUUUCAAACGCCAUCACCACCGCUCGCUCCGUCGCUUCGCUGACGGGAGCUGCGCGCUUGAACUCCGUCCUUCAUCGCAAGCCCGCUCAGGAUGCCGCGAGACCAGGGGAGACCGUAUCCAUCGCGGAGGUGCCACACGUCGUCGACGAUCUCGACACCGCCAAGGCGUGCGAGGACCUCGCCAUAUUGACCCAGGAACUGGUCCAGGGUUUGCAGGAGAAGGACUCCUCCUUCCGCAGGGCGCUGUCCAGGAUCAAGGCUCUCGAAGCAGCUCUCAUGUCUGCGCGGAUCGAGACACAUGCGUCGCCUCUGGAGUCGUCGCAGCGCUCAGUCAUCCGCGAUCUCACGGCCAGGUGCAACCAGCUGGCUCACGAGAAGGCCGAAGCGCGCAGGGAGCGUGACCGCUUGGCUCAGAGGCUCAAGGAACUGCGCUUCAGCCUUGGCACAGGCACCGCCCAGGACGCCCAAGGUGGGAAAGAAAAUCGCGGCCCGGAUGCCACGGGCCUCCACGAGGUUGUCACGGAACCGAGGAAUGCCCGCACUGCCCCCGACCAGGCGGCAAGCGUGCAGGCCGUCGACGUCGAUGAGAUUUUCAGGAGGCUCGACUCCCUGGCAGAAGCGACGACGGCCGCGCCCAGAGUCGUGCAAGAACAGCUGACCACCGAUGGACGUCAACGGCGGGUUGUUCAGGGGUACUUGUUGCCCAACCUGCGGACCACGUCAAAGGUACUGCAAGAGUCGAGCGGGCUUUGCGAGCUGCUGCGUGUGCAUCUCGACACCCUGCAACAAUCUGGAGGUUCAAUUGCCGAGGCCCUGGCUCAACUUGCGCGAAUUCGCCCACCCGUGCGUGGUGACGAAGUUGGCAAGCUGUUUAUGGACGAGGAGACGAGGGAACAGCUGGUGUCAGCGGCGGGGGCGAUGUCGGCGGAGAUCGAGUCGCUUGAGUCGGCGCUGCGGGUCCUCACGAGCAACGUGUCGAACGUGGCCGUGAGGACGCAGGAGGACGUCGGCCUGCUGAGGGACGCUGCGGACGACGAAUCCGGUUCAAGCUUCCAACGUGACGCCGCCACUCAAGCGGAUGAUGACGAGAAGGCACAGCUGAUCGAGCGUCGCAAUGUUCUCGAGGAGGGGAUGGCGAAGGAGUCCGCGGCUGCACAGACAUGCCGCGAGGACUUGGAGCAAGCCCAGGGCGAACUCGCCCGCUGCAAGGAGGAGGUCGGUAACUUGCAAGCUCGGGUGCGCGAGGCCGAGCUCGCUCGGGACGUGAGUGCACGGCACGCCGCGGAGGCUGCGACUCGCCUCGAGGCACAAGACAAGGCCGCGAAGGAGAAGAUCGAGCGCUUGGAGGAAACGAAGGCUUCCCUGACGGAUGCGCUUCAGUCUGGUCUCAAGUUCGAUCCGAAGCUGCGGACAGGCCCUCCAGCCGAGUGUUGCGGCCCGGAGGAGCAUGCUCAACUCGAACAGAGAAUCGCAGAGGUCGAGUCACGCGCACUUCAGCAGGACCGGCAGGCGAGGACGGAGAUAUCUCAGCUACGGGCACAGCUCGACAUUGCGCAGCAGGACGCGGACGCGGUGCGGGAGUCGCUGCAACGCGAGCGACAGGAGCGCGACAGGGUGGCGGUGUCGCUGCGAGAGACCAUUGCGGGCCUAAAGCUGGGAGGCCAGGCGGAGGAGAAGCUGCAGUGCCAGGUGGUGCGGCUGCAGGAGGAUCUCGAGAACGCGAUGCAGGAGCGCGCGCGUGCGCAGGCGAAGGCCCAGGAGCGCAAGGUGCAGCUGCGCUCCCUAGUGCAGCGCGUCCAGAACGUCAAGGAGCAGUGGCGCGGGCGCCUCGCCGACGCCGAAGCGCGGACCGAGCGAGUGCGGUCGGAGGUCGACGCGAUCAGGCGAUCGUACCGCGAGAUGGACGCCCGCUUGGCUGCAGCACACAACGCACAGGCGGUCCUGCAGGACAAGCUUGGCAACCAGAUCAAAGACGCAAUUGCACAGGCGACGCGCGACAUUUCAACGUCGGUGCAUGGUCCUGGGAGUGCGAUCGAGCGCAUGAUGCGUGAGCUAGAGGACCUGGAGCGGCUGACCCGGGUUCUCGAGGGGCGCUGUCGCGGCCUUGAAGCGCAGCUCCGGGAAGCACAGCAGCAGGAGGAGGCAGGCCAGGACAAGGUGUUGAGGCUGAAGGAGUCGCUCCGCGCGACGAAGCAGGACGCAGAGGCGAAGGUCAAGGCGCUGACCGACGACAUGUGUGCGGUCAAGGAGGAGCUCGAGGUGGCAAAGGUCAACCUCCAGGAAGCACGCCUCGAGAGGGACGCACUGCAGGCAACCGUCAGCGACAUGGAGCGCGCGCACGAGGAGCACGUCCGCAAGCUCAAUGAGCGACACAUGAAGGCCGUUGCGGACAUUCAAGGGCAAUUCGAGCAGGAGCGACUUGCCGCAAGGGCGGAGGCUGAAGCUGGGGCAUCGGCAGCGGAGACCCGUGCCCUCAGACGAUGCGAGGCGCAGCUUGUGGAGGCGGAGGCGCGAGUGACCACCGCCGAGAAGGUCGCCCGUCAGCGCGAAGAGCAGGCCAAGAGGGAGAUGGACUCCCUGGCCGAGAAGUUCCGAUCCUACAGGGAGCUCAAGAUUCGGGAAGUCGCUCAUCUGGAAUCGGCGCUGAAGGACCGACUCGCGGGGGGUAGGGGUGCUGCUUCCAUGAUGGAUCGCCGGCAAGUGGCAGCUGGGCCUCAGACCAGCCCGCAGGCGAGCCAGGACGCACCGGCGAGCCCUCCGCGCCAGGUGGUUCCUGACGAGUCGCGCGCGGCUCUUUCGUCGGCUCUGGACGCGCUGCCUGGCGUGGCGGGCGUUGUGGGUGAGAUCCACGAGGCCAUCGGCACGGAAGCGCUGGCGGCGGUCUACCGGCAGGUGGAGCUCGAGAGGGUGGACAAGGAGCAGGCUCUGAGAGAGCUUGCGGCCGCGAGGUCGCGUUGCGAGGUCCUCGAGCGUGAGGUCGAUCGUCUGGGCCGCGAGCUCCGCGACGCGGUCGCGCGGGCCGAGCAGGAGACGCACGUGGGCAUGGAGCGCGCGCGGGGGGAGAUCAAGGGGUUGGAGGAGCAGCUGCGGGCCGCGCAGCGCGAGAGCGCCCGCCGCCUGCGCGCGCUGCAGGCAGCGGAGGACUCGGCCGGUCGCGACGAGGCUGUGCCCCUGUCGCAGCUCCUUGCCGAGCGGGAAUCUCGGCAGGACGCAGAGGCACGCGCGCACCAGGCCAGAGCCGAGGCACGGCGCGUCUCGCAGUCCCAGCAAGCCCUUCGCAGGCGUGUCGAGGAGCUCGAAACCAAGCAGAGGGAGCUGGAAGGGCAGGGUCUCGCCGGGAAGGUCGCGACGAUGGAGGUGCGGUUGAGGCAGGCGAACGCGGACCUUGCGAGGAAGACGCAGCAGGUUCAGGAGCUCCAGGCGCGCACCGCGGACGUCGUGCGGGCGGCGGAGGCGAAGGGCGCCGCGCGAGAGCAGGAGCAGUGGGAGUCCAAGGCUCAGAAGCUCCGCUCCGAGAUCCGUCGACGGGACGCCCAGAUCCGGGGUCUCCAGCAGGAGGUGGAGAACCUGCAGGGGCAGCUGAGUGACGCGCACCGCCUGGCCAAGGACGCAUCGGGGAGGGAGAGCCGCGCACAGAGGAGUUCCAGGAGCGAAGCUUCGGCGCUCCGGGCGAGGGUCGAACACCUGCUUCAGGCAGUCCGUGGCCUGUCGCGCGUAGCCCACCGUGCGGCCGCGGUCCUGCGCGCGGCGACCAGGCCGACGGAGCCCGAGGCGCCACUGGCAGCACAGGGCGACCAGGCCUUGGAACGGAACAUCGAGGCCGUCGCAUCCGCUGCGGGGAUCGACGCCGCAGAGAUCCGCGACCUGCUCAACAUGCGCCCGACACACGGCUCGGCGUCCGGGUCUCAUUCCGCGCCUUCAGCUGCCGACCUCGGCACUCUGGCGGACCUGCUUCUGGACGUCGAAACUGCCUUGGCGCGACCUGCCGCGGGAAGUGACGACGAGGCGGUGCGUCGUGCACUAGAGAGCCUCGUGGCGGCGCUGGAAGAGGCCGUGCACCGCUCGGACGGCAGGCUGGUUCAGCCGACUCGAUCAUGA
This is a messenger RNA of Pedinophyceae sp. YPF-701, 8718 nucleotides long. The record is from the annotation of a GenBank genome assembly. NCBI's taxonomy places the organism in Eukaryota, Viridiplantae, Chlorophyta, Pedinophyceae.